ACAGCUCUGAAAGAUCUUAAGUACAGAUUGUUUGGGGGCAGUAGAGAGUGACAGCUUAAAAAAAAUAGAAAGGAAGAAGGAAAAUUUGUUCUGAUCACGCCAUUACAAUCCGCUCUGGAACAGGAAACUUUCCAAAACCUUUCACCCUUUCAGCAGUUCUGGAUUUCUUCUUGGAUCGAAUGUGCUUAUUUACUACUGCUUGGAUUUGUCAUUUAUAUUUGAGGUGGAUCUGCAUGUCGACUAGCACAUUCUCUUUGGGGAUUUUACUUAUCAGUGCAUUUGAUCGUUUUUCUUCGAAAAGUGCGUGCAAACAAGACAAGAAAGCUUUUUGGAUACAUUUUCCAUACCUUAACAGGACGAACGCAGCAUGUUGGCUAAUGUAGGCAUCUAUGCUGCCAAGAAACGGAAGAAGCCCGUGCAGAAAAUACCCAAACCACCACCUCCUGAUGGAGCAAAAUCAAACCCUUCUAAACGUCACCGAGAUCGGUUAAAUUGUGAGCUGGACAAACUGACCAGCCUUUUGCCAUUCUCUGAGGAUGUGAGAGCACGACUGGACAAACUUUCUGUGCUGAGGCUCAGUGUGGGGUAUCUGAAGGUCAAGAGCUUCUUCAAUGCUACCAUAAAAAAACACAUGGGCUGGUUGGCAGAGAGACCAUUUGGAGGGAACGGGCAGAGUGGUCCAAUGAUUGAUGGCACCAGCUUCUCAGAAGAGGAUCUCCUACUCCAAGCUCUGAAUGGAUUUGUCUUGGUUGUCACAGCUGAAGGAUAUGUGUUCUAUGCAUCACCUACCAUACAGGACUAUCUUGGCUUCCAUCAGUCUGAUGUGAUCCACCAGAGCGUAUUUGAGUUGAUACACACAGAUGAUCGAGCCAUGUUCCGUCGCCAGCUCCACUUUGCUCUGAACCCAAGCCAGUAUGAUAAUGAACAGAACAGUGAAGUCAUGCAAAAUAGCAGCAGUGCUGGUAUUUCCAACAAUAUUGUGACCUAUGACCCCCAGCACAUUCCUCCUGAGAACUCAUCUUUCCUUGAGAGGAGCUUUUGCUGCCGUUUGCGCUGUCUCCUCGACAACUCCUCAGGAUUUCUGGCUCUUAACUUCCAGGGACGAUUGAAAUAUCUCCAUGGUCAAAAUAAGAUGUCAGAAGAUGGUACCAUGAUGCAUUCUCAGCUGGCCCUCUUUGCCAUUGCCACGCCUGUUCAGCCACCAUCCAUACUGGAGAUCAGAACCAAGACAUUCAUCUUUCAAACAAAGCACAAGCUAGACUUUACCCCAAUGGGAUGCGACACAAGAGGAAAAGUUGUUUUGGGAUACAGUGAAGUAGAACUCUGCAUGAAAGGAACUGGCUAUCAGUUUAUUCAUGCAGCAGAUAUGAUGUACUGCGCAGACAACCAUGUGAGAAUGAUCAAAACAGGAGAAAGUGGGCUUACAGUCUUUAGACUCCUAACCAAGCAUUGUGGCUGGAUAUGGGUCCAAGCAAAUGCAAGACUUGUAUACAAAGGAGGAAGGCCUGAUUUCAUUGUUGCAAGACAGAGAGCCUUGGCAAAUGAAGAGGGUGAAGAGCACUUCCGCCAGCGGAAGCUGCAGUUGCCCUUUCAUUUUGCCACUGGAGAAGCCGUCCUAUAUGACACCAGUCCCUCUUUGGAUGACUUCAUAGGAUCCAGUAAAGCGCCUAAAAUCAGGAAGACAUCUGAUCAGAAGCCACUGGAUCCUGAUUCCCUUCUUGGAGCCAUGCUUAAACAAGACCAGUCAAUAUAUGUGUCACAUGCAGCCUCUGAGCCACAGUACUCCCUUGAUAAAGCUUUUACGGACAGUCACUCAGUUGUUAAAAUUCAAGGUGACCUUAACCCUUGGCAACAAGGAAACCCUGAACAUAGUGCCUUUAAGCAGGAAAAUAGCACAUUGGCCAUGAUUGAUACCUUAGAACAGCUCAUUAAUGACAGCAACCUUUGUAACACUCUGCAAAAGUUGGAUGUGGAUGAGCUAGGUCUGAAAGAUUGGGAGAAUGCCCUACUGAAGAUGGACAUCAACAGUGAUAUGUCCAUCGAGCUGAAUGACAUCCUUACUAACGACAUUUUCUCAUAUGUGGAAGAUGCCUUGUUUAAGGAAAGGGACAUGGUUGCAAGUCCUGGGUCUGACCAGCACAAUUCUGAACAAACUGUAUUGCCAAACGGUUUUGCAGCCAAUCAGUUAGGUAACCAGAAUGCCUUUGUCAAUGUACAACAAAACCUUUUUGAUAAUGACUCUCAAAGCAGUUCCUUGUCACGGGGUAAGAACCAGCAAAGUUUCUAUCCUCAAAGGUUUCCCACUACAGAAAUACAGAAUUCCCUGCUGAUAGAUCAGCAAAAGUUCAAUCAUCAAACUCAAUUACUUCCAAAUAGCCAAGGAGUUUCUCACAGUCAACCCAAUUAUGUUGGAAUGGGAGCACAAAGUUUGGUAGGAUCAAUAGAAGGAGCUGGAGACUUAAAAAAUGUUGAUCCUCAGAUCCCUGUGGAAUUACAUGCUUCCUCACAGAUUCAGCAAAGAAUUAAUCAUACACAAACUGGUGAUCUUCCCAAUCAAUGCAGUUCUCUUGGAUUGCCUGAACACAGCUCUCAAAGCACCUUGGUCCAAAACUAUCUGACUUUUAACCAAGCAUUGACGAGAUCAUGCAUGCAAAAUGCCCAGAUUGGACAUGAGUCACAGAAUUUGUCCAGCCCCAAUCAGCAUCAGUUGAAAAACAUGGAUAUAAAUACCCAACACCGAUUAAGGGCAGCUUCUCAGGCCAGUGCAGGUCAGGCUUAUCCUAACUCACUUGCUUUGUCUGCUCAAGGAUCACUUCAACCUACAUCACAAGCCCAGCAAAUGGUAGACUCACAGCAGACAAUUUUAGGCCAACCAAAUCAUAUGGCCUCAAGUCAGAAUAAACAGUGGGUUCCUUCCAUUCCUAACACUAAUUUUGCACAGAGUGUGCUACAGACAUGCCCAUUGUCUAAGAAAGAGCUGCUCUUAAAACCACCUACAACUUCCCAACUCCAUGGUCAUUUCUCAGUUCAGACCCAAAACAAUUCGACUCUAAGAACACAGCCAUGGCAGCAGAAACAACGGCCACAGCAGCAACAGCAAAUACCACCGGUGAUGCAAAAUGGCCAGCACUAUCCCACAGAGCCGCUGCCAGAAAGACAAACUACAUCACACCUGCCUAGCUGUUAUAGCACAGCCCAGGAACACCAGUGCAAUACCCUUGGAAGCAAGGUGUUACCUCAGAAUUCCCAAAAUUGCAGGGUUGGUUUUGGACCUCAAACAGCAAAUAAUAUCUACAGGUCCCCUCAGGGGCUGAUGGUUAAUCCUAUAACCCCAUCAAACAGUUGCAUGUUUGAAAACCGCUCAUCAGUCCCAUUACAUGGGAUGCAACUGAGCAACACAGGACUUUCUGCCUCUAUGGCUUUGUGCCAGAAGUUAAAGCCAUCCCCCAACCAAAGCCCCCCACAGGCAUCUUGCUAUUUCCAAAGAAAUGCCAGCCAGCACAUUGUUGGAACAUCUGUGAUUCCUCAAGAAGACAUAAGCAUCAGUCCUUUGUCAUGCCAGGUUCAAUCAGAUUUCAUUCCUGAGAGCCUGUUAUCACAUCAAUUUGUGAACUGCAAUGGACAGACUCAGAUCCGUCCAGUUGAAGAGAACGGAUCUUGUUCUUUUCCACCAGUCCCAAAUGGAAACACAUUUUUCUGAGAACAGUUAAAUGAACUUCUAUGAUUUCUAAAGGGAUUUCUUUUUCUAGCGGCAUUGCAAGUAGAAAAGAAAUUGAACGCAUGCUCAUCCGAGUCCAAAGAUCACAGCCACAUGUCCUUGAGGUGCCUUCAAAAUAUUAAUUUUUCAUACUUCACUUUUAACAUGAAAGAUUUCUGUGACAUUAAAAACUGCACAGGACAUGAAUCCUGCUGAACCCCGACAAAGGGAAUACAAAGGAUCAUUCUUUGGAAAUGUCAAUCAGCAGCAAAACAAUUAGCUUCUGAUGUUCCUGAUGCACAUUUAUGAGGGUGAAAAGAAUUUGGAAAUGUUUAUUGAAAGGACCAAGCCCUGAAUGGAUCUUGGUGUUUAUUAUUUUCAACCCCCACCCACAAAAUUCGAGACAAGGAUUAUUAUUAUUAUGGAGCUAAACAUUUUGGUCAGAGGGAGAUUUACAGUAUAGCUGAAGAAAUAAGUAAAAUGACUGUCAUUCCACAGCCAUGUCCUGAAAUUCUCUGAUGAGAUUCUUGGGAAUGUAGCUGAGUUAACUGAAAUACUGGCCAUGACAGUAAGUAUCAUAUAAUCCAAAAUCUAGGAAUAAAGUAUACUCUUGUAGCUUUGUAGAGGGUUUAUCUUUUAAGUAUUGGAUGUUUUUAGGUAUUGGCUUUAUUUAAUUUUUAGUACUAUAGAUAGGGUAAAAUAUAAUACAGAAUUGUAGAAUUGAUGGCAUAAUUGGCAUAUUGUUUUAGUUAAGAGACCAAAGAGUACUCAAUUGUCUAUAAAAGGGUGGUGAAACUCUACUCUAACCCUAACCCUCUACUAAAUUUUAGCUUAAUUGAGACAAUUUUAUUAUUAUAAAUACAAGUUUUUGUAUGUAUUUUAAUAUAAAGAGGCCUAAAGAUGUUCAAGCUGAUCCUAAUUUCACUAUCAAAGUCAGACAUGGAAGUAAACAACAAUUAUUAAUUUGAAGACCAUGUCCCCUAUCCCCUCAGAAAAUAAGUAGUUAAGCAGAAGAGCAUAUCCUCCAUCCCAUCUGAGGUUUGUGUCCUGUGACAUAACAUCCCACACAGCAUGUGAUUGUGAUUGAUGACAGAAGGCAACAAUAGUUGAAACUAGUAAAAGGAAAAAAUACAUAUAUUCAUGAAGUCUUUCUUAAUUAUUGGACGUAUUAUAAGUAAUUUGAUUAGACCCUAAUUUAUAGCCUCUACAGUGCAUUUGCUUUACAGUGAUGUAAAUAAAAAAUGUAAGUAAAAUGACUUGCCAUGAAAAGAUAUGUGUCCUAAAGAGCUACAUAAAAACAAUCCACAGAAAAUGUCUGCUAAGGCUCCUUGCUAUCUAAAUGGCUUUUAAAUGUUUUUUUUAGUAUUAUAUUAUAAAAAAUGUUAGUCCAAAUAUUAUUAUGAAUAUAUAUUAUUCUUCUGCUUUUUUAAAAAAAUGUGCAACUUUUUAUAUUUUUAUAAGCAUUGAGUUGUAAUUCUUUACAUGUCAUUGAGCCAUUAUGUGUUUGUCAGAAGCAUUGAUGUUUGUGUGUUUGCUUUUAUUUCUGUUGUAAUUAGUACUAAAAAGAAGGCAGCCAGGAGUUUUUUAAAGUUCAGUCCCCUUUUAUUCUUAAGCACUUUGGAUAAAUCUGUCCCAUGUUUUCUUGAGAGGAAGCAUGGGAAGCAACGGGCAUGGGAUAGCUAAAUCGUUGUUGAGUGAGUUUGUCUUUUAUGUGGACAUGUGGAUUUAUCAUGUGUAUAUAUAUAUAUUGAGCAACACGUACAGUAGUAUGUUAUAAAAGCAUUCAGUUGAAGAAAAUUCAUUUAUGGAUCCAGGCUGAGGUUUGAUGCAGGCUAUGAUUGUGGCACUGAGAUCAUGGGUGUCCUGAUACCCCUCAUGUUUAAGUAUUCUGUGGAAUUUUUUAUGAGCUGAAGUAAGAACUGCAUGGUUUUGUUGACUAUUCUGCUUUUCUCAAACAUAUCUGAGAGUCAUUUUUUAGCAUCAAAGUCAAUAUAUUUAUAUUGCAUUUUUAAUAGGUUGUCAUAUCAUGAAUUGCAAAACAUUUGACAGCAAUUUCCCUUGAGGAAGCAGAACAGCCCUGACACUCUGGCAAGUGGCCAGUUAUGAUCAUAACCCAGUAUUUUGAUGAAGAAAUUACUGAAGUGUUCUGUUAACAUUUGUACACAAAAACAAUUAAGGUUAAGCAAGUAAGGAAAAACAUAGGGAUAGCAUGGGCAAUAAUGUACUGUAUAAUUAUUUAGAGACACACACAUAUUGUAUAUAAAGAUUCAGACACUUUCUAUCUGUGAAUAGAGAAAGAUUUUAUAAAUCUUACAAAUACAGGGGAUAUAACUUAGAGCACUAACAGAGUAUAUAAAGUACAGAGUGUAUAUAAAGAAACAUUUUGAGAACAUGAGAAUCGUUUGACCUGCCACAAUCAUAGCUGUUACAAUAGUUGCAUAGUGAAAAGCUGAUUAGAUCAGCUUAAAUUAGACUCACUUCUAGGCUGAAAAACCUGUGAAAAAGUUUGUAUUAAUUAUCUCAUACUAUGGUAAGCAGUGCAUCUUGUAUCUUAGUGUGAACCUAUAUAUGGAAUUUCUUCAGGAGUUUCAUGAUGCAUGUUUUUAAGCAGGCUAAAGAAGAUUUUUUUUAUCUAGUAUUAUCAUUUCCCACCCGUUUUUUUAGAAUUGUUGUUGUAGGUGAAGGUGGUCCACAUUGAGACAAAACAGUGUUCCUCAAAAAAAUGCUGGUUUGUUAAUAUAGAAAGACCUGAUGUAUUUUCUGUACUCAUUGUUCUUAAAACAUUUUGGUCUUUGUUUAUAAAAUGGGAAUUGCAUUUUUAAUAUUUCCCUCUACUUUAGCUUAUAUACCAAAACAGAAUAUUCUUCUACGUUUCUUGUUUCUUUGCGAAGGAAUAUUAUGGUUUUGAUGUGCAGGGAAGAUGUUGAUAAAAAAUGGCAGCUAUACUGUAUUUUACAGUGAAAGUAUCAGUUUAAAGUCCAUCACACUACAUAACUUUGUGGCCACAGGCAGUUGGCUAGUAGUAUGCCAGAAGCGCCGCACAAUUCCAGAAAUUGGGUGUACUUUUAAAUUGUAAAAUUAAAAUAUAUGUACACAUAGAGGUCCAGUGUAAUGCUUUAAAAUGUAAUGAUUUAUUCUAUGUGCCUUAAAUUUGGAAAUCUGUGAUUGAGGGACAUGUGCUGGUUUCUUUUUCAUUUUAGGGGGUGCAGUGGAUACAUUAAUAUCCACGAGGUCACACAAGGUCUGUGUAGCUUCAACUAUUUCAUGCAUACUGUAGUCUGCUCCAAAAAAACUAGUUUAGAGAUAGCUCACAUGCAGUUGAUGCACUUUUGAUCUUAUUAGGUUUUAUGUGAUAUUACUGAGCCAAUGAUUCUUAAAGUUGCCCCUUUUCAAAUUAAAAUUAUGACUUUCAAAUAAACAUUUCUAGGAAAUGUUAUUUAGCACACAAUUGCCUACCUUAGUCCAGUUCCACCUUUCCAUUAAGUACAGUGAAGGUGUUGCAUUCUGCUACCCAAAGGUAUACAGCAUUCAGCUAAUAUGGCAAAACCCAAUUAGUAAAAAAAAAGCAAAAUGUCUAGAUAUAUUUCCAGAUAGACUACCAAAUAGUUUUCCACAUGAUAAUUGUGGAAAAGACUGCAUUAUCUCAUGCCUCUAAUAUCUUGAACCAUUUUUUAUUUUUGCAUUUGCUAUUGAAGUUAUGUUGUUACAUUAAGCAAGAUGUGACAUACAGUAUUGCCCUGAUGACUAGCAGUUGACCCUAAUGAUUGGUGUUACAUAGAACCUAUCUAUGAAAUAGAUACCUAUCUAUGUUUGUGACAUCACAAACAUAAGUAGCUGAUGAGUUAUGUUCUUUGCUUUUUGGAAUAUUUAAUGUUAAAUAAUACAUAUGACAGUGGUUAGUGGAUGAGCAAAUAGUUAAGAAUCAAAAGGGAACAAUGUGAAAAUAAUUUUGUUACACAUGAGUAAAGGUAAUUGCAAUAUUAAUUAAAUUAAUGCAUUAAUGCAAUAAAGACAAUAAAUAUGUGAACUUCCUCAAAUUGAUGUGUGUAGGGUUAUUCUGUCACACUUGUUCAUGAUAAUUGGACAUUAAAUGUGCACUUCAAUUCUCCUGUAUGACCUAGGGGCAACUUUUGUAAAUUAUUGUCCGCUUUUAAAUUUGAUGUCUUAUAAAAUAACUUCAUUAGUGUAUACAUAUUCCAUACAUGGAGAUUAGUAUUGAAAGAAGUGUCUGGAAAAGUACUUGUUGCCACAAGGAAAAACAAUCUUGUAGACUAAACUUUUGCAUGUCAUGGUUCAGUUUGGAAGAAAAUGGCAACAUUAAUGGGGCAAGUCUGCAAAAAUGUAAUGUAUUGUUUACAAUGACUUGACUCCCACUGUUACUAUAACAAUUCACAGCUCUAGGCCUUUGUAUACUUCCCUUUCAAUUUUAAUUAACCUGACAUUUUGGUGUUGUUUUAAGAACACUAAAUUGGGCUUAAUAAAGCAUUAGACUGUUCAAACAUUUUUAAAGGAAUAAGAACUGGACCCACAUAUGAUAAUAAUAGCAUGAACAGUUAUUUCAACCUUCAACAUGACAUUUAAUUAUUUCAGCCACUAAACAUACAAUUUAUUGAGCAAAUAUCUGAUAUUUUAAUACUGCUGUGGAUGAAUAUACCAGUAUACAACCUGUUAAAUGGUUUCCAUUGUAUUUGAUUAUUUCAUUACAAACAGAGCCUUAAUUUUAUGUCUGGCAAUUGAUGGUACUUUAAGAGUUCUAUUAAAAAUACUGUUUGCUUUAACAGGACACAUUAUUAAUUUUGGGGAAUAAAUCCCUUUCAGGCAGAAUGCAGCCUGUACCUCUUGUUGAAGUGCCACAUCACUGCCUUUCUACUGAGUACGUAUAUUAAAGGCAAAAAUUAUUACAAAAUAUCCUGUCAAUUUAUCUGAUCCAACCUUUCAUUUCCCACAAGGCCAGGUUAACAGGGUAGCUUAUCACCAUUUUUAGUGACAUCACAACUGUUCUGACAGUGUGCCUUCCCAAACUUGAGCCUGAUUAAGUAGUUUUGCUAGGCCCAUUGAAAAAAGUUAUUUCUGUAGAGAGCUAACCUCCACCAGAUUGCUAUAUUCACCUUACAUUUAAAUUACUUCUUUCUGAAACGAUACAUGAAAGCUUUUAGAUCUACUGCUUAGGAUACCUGUGACUAUUUUUGUUUUUUCUUUAUGGCUUUUCCUAUAGGACUGUUGCAGAUUCCUAGCAGCUGAUGCAGCUUCUUUUGAGAUUUUGGAUGUGUGGUUAAGGUUUGACAGAUUUCAGCUUUUUGUGUUAUUGUUAAGGCUUGCAGCACCUGGGAUUGUUUCAUUCUCUAACCUAUUUCCUCUAAGAGUUCUGUGGAUUGCUCACUACUGGUUGUAGGCUCCUUCACAGAAUUUUAAAUGCCUAUAUACUGACUCAAGGGAAGGUCUCAACUUAUUUGAUGCAGAGUCUCAAAUUCUCUUGACACUAGAUGCACGGUUUCCAUCAUUGCAUGGUCUUGAGCAUUAAUGUGACUUAAGGUUUCAAUGUAAGAUCUCAAACUUUGACAUGACCUAGAUCAUCAGUGCAGGAUCUCAAGUUAUGAUGCAGGAUUUAAAGUAAGAUAUCAAGCAUUGACAUGACCUCGAGUAUCGAUGCAGAGCCCUGACUCCCUCAAGCAUUGGUACAGGGGCUUUUAAAACAACACACUAAUGCCCCAAUUUCAGCCUAGCAUUUGAUGAGCCACUGCAAAGGUAUACACAAGGCAAAGGAGUCAUUGCAUCAGUCGAUUGUUUCUGUGUUGAAGGCAAACAAUGCCUUCAUAAAAUCAAACAUUGAGAAAUGACUUUAGUUAAGCUGAUGAUUUUCCCUUGUAUGGAAUAACAGAUAAGUCAAGUGACUGUGGCAUGUAAAUAGUUUUUUGUGGCCUAUUGAGCAGCCAGAAAUUUGGAUACCAUCUCCCUCCCACUGUUUCCCUUAUUAUUUGUUGGAGGAUGGAAAUCUUGGUGGCACUUACCUGGUGGCAAUCUCAGCCUGCCAUGAUAAGGUGGAUGGAUCUCAUAAACUCUCCACCAUGUGAGUCUGCAUAGAGCCAUAAGACAUCAUCCAGUGGUGGAUUUGCAUCCUCUGUUUUUUAUGACAGUGUUCUUUAAAGAUACUAUAUCAGUCUGGAGGGUAAAGGAGUUCCACAUACUUUUAGCCAGUGUCUUCUUGGUAUUCAUGAAAGCUGAAUAUCCGUCUUCAGCUUUUGUCUGCCUAAAACAUGACAAUUGUCAUUCCAUGUCAAAUCAACCAAUCUUGUUGGUGGACAUCUAUGCACAUCCAUCAUGGCUAUCUCUACCUGCUGGCCCUGUCAUGUUGCUGGACAUUUACUGUGGCUAUGUCAAUUGUUAAUGUCAUUCAUAUGACCUACGACACCUCUAGCCUUUAUCCUUUGGGUAGUCUGUAGACUGUAGCUAGGUCCCCAUCUACAUUUUAUAUAUUUUUAUUAUCUUUUUUUAUGGAAGUGACACAGACUUUGCCUUCCUUGUCCUUGAUUAGAUGCAGAAUGUCUCUAUCUAGAAUAUUAUAUUGCGGUACCCCCAAAUACCUUCAAACUUGUUAAAUUCGUGACCACUGUAAAUCCAACCUUUCUGUUCAUGGUUAAAUGGGUACUCCUGUUUCCCUAGAGUUAUGACAUUGCAUUCCACCUAAAAGAAGAUUGGGGUCAUUAUCAAAAGCUUCUUGUUUGUAGAAAAUGGUAAUGGACAGCCUCUUAAGAGAAGAAGGGCAGAGCCAGAUGAUGUGUCAAGGUCUAAAUAAAUUACAUUAAUGUAGGUACCAGGAUAUAUAAUUGCAGCGAUAUAGCUCUUUCCCAGGAGGUAAUAACUGCAUUCUUUUUUAGGGUCUGUUUUUUUGUGAACUAUCCAUGAUUUUAGGAUUCAUUUGCAGCUUGUAGAAAGAAACAAAGUAAUCUUCCGUAUGCUUGUGAUGGAAGCACAUGCUUUUGCAAAUAUUUCCAGAGCCCUGCCUUUAUGCUGUUUCCUCAUACAUCCCAGUGUCUCCAUUUAAUAUGCAGUAUCAGUGUAUUAUGUACAGUAUAGUCAUUUUGUGUCUUGUUGCUUUUAAAGACCUUAACAUACUACUGUAUAUAUUUUUUUGUGCACGGCAGUUUAAUUUGUGUUUUUAUUAAGAAAAGACGUUUCUUUAAAAAAGAUACAUGGUCUUGUAGCUUUCUUGCUUCAUAUAGCAUAUUAAUAAUGGCCUGCCUUGUUCCUUUUUAUUCUUCUUUGUAAUCUUUAUAUUAUUAAAGAGGCAUUCAAUGA
Messenger RNA from Lepisosteus oculatus (spotted gar), 10993 nucleotides. It is a transcript of the gene ahr2, whose product is annotated as aryl hydrocarbon receptor 2. The record is from RefSeq and is a predicted model, not a curated record. Lineage: Eukaryota; Metazoa; Chordata; Actinopteri; Semionotiformes; Lepisosteidae. Gene Ontology annotation, molecular function: transcription cis-regulatory region binding; protein dimerization activity; nuclear receptor activity. Gene Ontology annotation, biological process: regulation of transcription by RNA polymerase II; response to xenobiotic stimulus; xenobiotic metabolic process. Gene Ontology annotation, cellular component: nucleus; aryl hydrocarbon receptor complex.